AUGAUGGACCUGGAGCCACCUGGAAAGUUACCAGAGGCCGUCCGCCAGGCCGCGCAGGACGGCGAUAUAGAGACGGUCAACGCUUGGUUGAGGAGGGAGCCGGACGUUCAUGCACAGGAUGAGUAUGGUCGGCCUCUCAUCUAUUCGGUCGUGCGCGGUACAAUCAAUGCACCAAAAGUCGACUUGGCUCGAAGACUACUGGCUCUCGGCGCCGACGUGCAAUCCUGCAAUCCCGCUAAUGGGGUCACCCUGCUACAUGUCGCCUCUUGCGGAUCAGGUGAGCAGGCGUCGGAGAUGGUGCGACUGCUUCUGUUGGCUGGAGCCGACGUAAACGCUAGACUUCGCUUCGGCGGGAUAACUCCAAUGGGUUAUUUCCCGGGCUAUGCGUAUCGUGACACGGAAAGAGUGCUCGGCCAUAACCUGCUGGUCAUAUGCAAGCUUCUGUUGCGCGCGGGCGCGUCCAUAGAUGAUGUCCAUAACAGAACGGAUUGGGAACCAGACACAUCGAUGGAAGCUGUGUUACAACAAAAAGCGCAACCGGCCGACGACGAACAGUGGCUCGCGGUCAAACGCUUCGUCGCCGACGUCCGCGCUUCGGGGGGGACCUACCGCUCCUACCUCCACGAGCACCGCAAGCAGGUGCUCGUGCUGCGGUGCCUCGCGACAAAGGGGCGCGCGCAGACGACCGACCCCGUCAUGAAUUUCCUCGUGAAGUUGGGGGACAACGGAGUCAUCUGGACGGUCCUGAGCUUCUGGCCGCCGCCGCCGUAG
Molecule: messenger RNA, 771 nt
Organism: Pelagomonas calceolata
Lineage: Eukaryota; Pelagophyceae; Pelagomonadales; Pelagomonadaceae
Source: the annotation of a GenBank genome assembly